This is a messenger RNA of Malurus melanocephalus (red-backed fairy wren), 713 nucleotides long. RefSeq names its product anaphase promoting complex subunit 13 (gene ANAPC13). Gene Ontology annotation, cellular component: anaphase-promoting complex. Bases 188 to 412 code for a protein of 74 amino acids. The transcript has 3 exons. The record is from RefSeq and is a predicted model, not a curated record. Gene Ontology annotation, biological process: protein K11-linked ubiquitination. Lineage: Eukaryota; Metazoa; Chordata; Aves; Passeriformes; Maluridae.
ACGGAGGACAUCGGACGGUCACGGAGCCGUGCUGGCCGGGAGGGGCGCGGAUCGCGGAUCGCAUCUCCCCGGGGCUGGGAUGCUCUCAGGCCCGUGCCCAUCUCUGCCCACAUCGCGGCUCCGGCAGGGWGUGCCAGGCCUGGGUUGGUUUUGAAUCAGGAUUUAGCUGCUCUCGCCCGCUGUGAGGAUGGACAGUGAGGUGCAGAGAGAUGGCAGGAUCCUGGAUCUGAUCGAUGAUGCAUGGAGAGAAGAUAAAUUGCCCUACGAGGAUGUGGCUAUCCCUCUGAAUGAGCUCCCUGAACCAGAGCAAGACAACGGUGGCACCACCGAGUCUGUGAAAGAGCAAGAAAUGAAGUGGACAGAUUUGGCUCUCCAGUAUCUCCAUGAAAAUGUUCCACCCACGGGAAAUUAGUGAAUCAGUGAGAUUUUAUACAGCACAUGCAUGAAUGCAAYAUAAAAAAUAUUUCKGCUUACCAUUGCUGUCAYAAGCUGCCCUAAGGAAGAAACAACAUUUCUGAAACUCUCGAAUUCCAACAGUGGUUCUGCUCACAGUGACCAGUUUAAAAUGCCUCUCUCUUGAGUAUGAAAUAGCAGAGGUUCUGACAUCUCAGAGCCAAAUGCAGAAUGYUUCAUGCUUAUAAGAUUAUUUAGUGUUUUCUGUUAAACUGUUCUUAAGUUGGUGCUAAUUCUGAUCUUAAAUGUUUUCUACAUGU